CACAGUUAUAAGCGCGCUGUCUGUUGGGAGCUGUAGUUUCUAAAGAUGGGACGGCGCCGCUUGAUGCUCGCCUAACAAAUCGGCGGCGGUGUCGCGGGUAACUCGGGACGCCGCAGCGGUGAGGCGACUUCCAAACAACAGGGAUUCCAUUCCCAAAAUUGGCCCUGCACGUGACCCUUCACUUCAUGCCGGGAAUGACAUAAUUCCUGGCACAACAUGAAAGUACUCCAGAGUGAGCAGUCUGUGCACACAUGAGACAUUUGAAAAGAAAGUUAACAAAAGAUCGUUGUCUAAGUUCUGCAAUCAAGAACAAUAAAAGUUCUUAGGCUUUCUAAUGAGGAAUGGCUACCCCAUAUGUUCCUGUUCCAAUUCCUAUAGGAAGUUCUACUAGUUUUGCAACAAAUAGAAACCAAAGAAGAUCAUCACUUGGGAGCAUUUCAACCAGUUCAAAUUCUUCCAAAGGGCAGCUGGAAGACUCUUCUAACAGUAGUUUUAAAAAGAUGAGCAUCCCUGAUGAGAUUGGUGCCACUUCAUCUCCUUGUAACAGUCCACUUGUUAGGACUAAAUUUAUAGGUAUGAACACAUCUAUGGAAUACUGUACUCAACCCUCAGAAGAUACAACACAAAAUACAGACUCUGGAAGCUGGGAAGAUCGACCUGCCACGCCUACGAUACUAGGAUAUGAAGUGAUGGAAGAGAGAGCAAAAUUUACAGUUUACAAAAUACUUAUUAAGAGAAAUCCUGAGGAAAACUGGGUGGUUUUCAGAAGAUACACCGACUUCUCCAGGCUUAAUGAUAAGCUGAAAGAUAUGUUUCCUGGUUUUCGAUUGGCACUUCCACCAAAGCGCUGGUUCAAGGAUAAUUACAACCCUGACUUCCUGGAAGACAGACAACUUGGACUGCAAGCAUUCCUACAGAAUCUAGUUGCUCACAAAGACAUUUCUAAUUGCCUCGCAGUAAGGGAAUUUCUUUGUUUGGAUGAUCCACCAGGGCCUUUUGAUAGCCUUGAAGAGAGCAGGGCUUUUUGUGAGACUCUGGAGGAAACAAACUACCGUCUGCAAAAGGAACUCGCUGAAAAACAAAGGGAAGUAGAAGCUCUAAAAAAAAUAUUAGAUGAAAAAGAAGUAUAUAUAGAUGCUAUGGAGAAAAGAAUUAGGGAUUUAAGUGUAGAGGAAACAAAGUCUCGUAAGUUGUCAGGAGAAGAAAGUGAGUGCAGUGGAGAAGUGGAAUCUUCUGCAGUAGAAGCAGAUCAGGGUGGCCUGGGUGAAGACAACAGUUCAGAAAAAGAGAAUCAAGAACCGUCUUGGAGUACUUCAGUGGCAGAAAAUUCUGUGCCAGAAAUUGAAGUUGCUGAGGUUGCAUGUGCUACAGAUGAAGAAGUGUAAAUGACACCAGUUGCUAUUGCAAAAUAAUAAUCAUGACAAUGUCUGAAACAGUUUGAACAAAAGUAUACAGUAGCUCUGAAGCACAUAUAGCAGGUAAGAAGCCAAGACUGAAUGUUUACAGAAACCAAUCUGAGUAAACUUUUGGCAUAGGAAGUAUAAUCAGUGCUGCUUUGAUUCAGCUGUUAUCUAGCCUUUAGAUAUAUUUAAUUUAUAUAUAAAGUUCUGGUUAAGGCCAGCUCAAAUUAUACCUAGAAUUCUAAGUAAUGUACAAAUGCUGCUGUUUAUUAAUGUAAAAAGGCUGAAAAGUCACAUGUGUAGAUACCAAUCAUGUUUGUUUAUCAUGUGACACCUUGCUGCAUAUCAUAUAUUUGCUACUAAUAGAUGAUACAUUUUGUAUGGGCAGCUUUAAGGCAUCUGAUUUUUUUUUGUACAGAUUCUUUAUAUAGGCAUAUAAUUUUAUGCUCUUGCAAAUAUAACUAUGCCAUCUAGGCUUAGUAAAAGAAUAUGAUAUGUUUUGGAUUUUAAAGUCAUAAAUGUAAAUAGCUGAUAUGUAAAUUUUAAUGCAUCAAAAAUAGGAAUACUUGUAAUACCAAAAGAAUGUUUCACAAAUGGAAGUAUGAUUGAAAGACUUUAUGAUGAGAAUUAUCUCAGUGAAGUAAACUGUAAAACUCAGACACACUUGGAUGUUCACCCUCAUGGGAAAAACAGUGUAAAAACUGAUUUAACAACUUCUUUCCAUUAAACCUUCUGACACCUUUGCCACAAUGCCACAUAAUCAUCAGAUCUACAACUUUGCCUUAUAUAAAGAACACACUACCUCUUUGUUGCUGAUGCAUCACAUGUAUUUAAAAUACCUAUAUAUUAUACACGGAUAAUUUGGGUCCUUUCAACCGUAUUUCUGCACCAUUAGUUAACUAGGUAAAAUCUAGUUGCAUUUUUUUCUUUACGAAUUAUAUACGCAUGGGAACUUGCCACAAUGUGUUGUGCGUAGCUUAUCUUUCAAAUUGUAUUAAGUCUGACAGUGCACUUUAUAAUAAAAAGACUUAUUGUGCCAAGUUGAUUGGCUAUUUUUUUAAAAGAUGGACCGUUGGGAUUUGGGAAGGUGGGGGAAAGGAUUGCAUAGCUGUGCCUUCUUGUUAUGUUCCUUGUUCUAGGCAUCUGUGUGGGUCCGCAUUAUGGAAUCUUUAAAAAAUUCUGGUCAGCAGUUAUUUGCUUAAAGUGCCUUCUUUUGUCUGGUCUUCUGGUGGGAAGAAUGCUUUUUUUGUUUCCCUCUGUGCCACCUACUCUUUUGUUUAAUGUUAAUAUGCAAUCACAAUGUGCUGGUGUGUUUUGAAUGCUCACUUUGUAUUUCGGAGCGCAGGGACAACAUUCUCUGUAGAACUGCCUAAAGCUGUCUGAGGAAAAUAAACUUUUGAACAUGACAA
This is a messenger RNA of Eublepharis macularius, 2809 nucleotides long. RefSeq names its product sorting nexin 16 (gene SNX16). The coding region runs from base 342 to 1385 and encodes 347 amino acids. The record is from RefSeq and is a predicted model, not a curated record. NCBI's taxonomy places the organism in Eukaryota, Metazoa, Chordata, Lepidosauria, Squamata, Eublepharidae. Gene Ontology annotation, cellular component: early endosome; extrinsic component of endosome membrane; late endosome. The transcript has 9 exons. Gene Ontology annotation, molecular function: phosphatidylinositol binding. Gene Ontology annotation, biological process: endosome to lysosome transport; protein targeting to lysosome; early endosome to late endosome transport.